Messenger RNA from Humulus lupulus (European hop), 646 nucleotides. RefSeq lists its product as uncharacterized. The coding region runs from base 100 to 522 and encodes 140 amino acids. NCBI's taxonomy places the organism in Eukaryota, Viridiplantae, Streptophyta, Magnoliopsida, Rosales, Cannabaceae. The record is from RefSeq and is a predicted model, not a curated record. The transcript has 3 exons.
AACCAUUCAAUAAUUUUAUGCCCAUUAAUAUUUUUCUAUAAUUAUGCAUUUCCAAUAAUAUUUUGAAAACCGCACAUUUCACACCCUUCAUUCUUGAAUAUGUUGGGUUUUGCUUGGGUGGAAUUGAAUCCGCAUUUACGGAAAAGGAAAAAUCAAAUGAAAGGCUCUUUAUUGAGAAGAAUCUCGUUCCGCGCUCAAACUCUUCUCUCUCCUUCCUCGCUGCUCCCACUUGCCGCCUCGACUCACUCCACACUCGCCUUUUACUGCUCCGAUCCAUCCAAUUCUUCUAAGGGACAGAUCUCCGAUGAUGACGCUAGUGAUAGCCAAGAUCUAAAAAAGAAAAUAGACGCAUACCUAGAGGGGGAUGAGGAGGCGAUACCGUCGAUAUUCGAAGCGAUUCUAGAGCGACAAUUGGCGGGGUUGGUGGGAAAGCAUGAUGUGAGGAAGGAUGAGAAUGAAUUGGUUGAACAUAUUGGGAAGAAACCACUCAAACAAGAGCCAGAAACAGAGAGUGAUGAGUGAUGUUUGAGGAAGAAAAAAUUAUGUGGUGAAAUUGUUGCAAUAUUUUAUAAUGAUAUAUAUUAAAAAUCAAUUUGUCAUAACUAAUUGAUUUUUUAUUCAUUUAAUAUAUUAAAAUUAAUGCUCA